GACAACAAGCGCAGCCACCCUGACCUCGUCGAGCUCCCGACCGGGCUGCAGUACCGCGUGCUCGAGUCGGGCAGCAGCUCUGGUGAGCGUCCAAAUGCAAACUCGCUGUGCGAGUGCCACUACGAGGGCCGGCUGGUCGACGGCAGCAUCUUCGACUCGUCGCACGCGCGCGGCCGGCCGGCCACCUUCAAGCCGAGCAAAGUCGUCCCCGGCUGGACGCUGGCGCUGCAGAUGAUGCGUCCCGGCGACAAGUGGCAGCUCUUCCUGCCUCCCUCGCUCGGGUACGGCGAGGCGGGCAUGCCACCGCGCAUCCCUCCCAGCGCGGUGCUCAUCUUCGAGCUCGAGCUCCUCUCGGUGAGCGAG
Molecule: messenger RNA, 363 nt
Organism: Emiliania huxleyi CCMP1516
Lineage: Eukaryota; Haptophyta; Isochrysidales; Noelaerhabdaceae
Product: FKBP-type peptidyl-prolyl cis-trans isomerase
Exons: 1
Molecular function (GO): peptidyl-prolyl cis-trans isomerase activity
Source: RefSeq, a predicted model, not a curated record